Messenger RNA from Struthio camelus australis, 4011 nucleotides. It is a transcript of the gene WASHC1, whose product is annotated as WASH complex subunit 1. NCBI's taxonomy places the organism in Eukaryota, Metazoa, Chordata, Aves, Struthioniformes, Struthionidae. Gene Ontology annotation, molecular function: actin binding; alpha-tubulin binding; gamma-tubulin binding. The record is from RefSeq and is a predicted model, not a curated record. Gene Ontology annotation, cellular component: early endosome; recycling endosome; WASH complex. Gene Ontology annotation, biological process: retrograde transport, endosome to Golgi; Arp2/3 complex-mediated actin nucleation; exocytosis.
GAGAUGCUCCAGUCCCUUCAUCAUCUUCGUAGCCCUCCGUUGGACUCGCUCUAAUAGCUCCGUGUCUCUCUUGUAUUGAGAAGCCCAGAACUGGACACAGUACUGCAGAUGUGGCCUCAUCAGGGCUGAGUAGAGGGGAAGGAUGAUGGACCAGGGCAAGGACAUCUGCUACUUCCUUCUCCGUGCCCUGAAGGUCAAGAUAAAGGAAGAGUCAGUCUUGCUGAGUAACGUUCAGUCUUUGGAACUUUCCUUCCUUCCUUUUUUUCCUUCCUUCUUUGGUGGAAGGAACAUUCGUUCCUUCCUGGCCUUGGUUGGGAAUAACCUGAAUUGUCUCCAUUAAUAUCUCCCUUGUUCCUGCAGGCCCUAUCUGCUGUAGCAAGCAAUUCCAUUUUUAUUCUAAGCACAUGGCCAGUGCAUUGCUUGGAAGCGCUUGUAAAACUGACCUCCUUCUCCAGUUGGUUUGGUCACAAGAAGUAAUAAAUAGCAGUUGUAGCAUGUGAUUUUGCCCAAGUCCAGUCACUUAGAAGGUUGUUGCUGUUUUUGGUCUGUCUUGCUAUAAGUCUCUCAAUUUAUUACCUUACUCAGGAAGGAUUGUUUCUUGCAUCUGUAUCUUACAGCAGUUCCCACAGAGUCUGCCACGUUUCUCUAGUAUGUUUUCCUUGUAAAGGAGAGAACCUGGAGCUUGUGUGAGAGGGCUGUUGAGAGCUUGUGAAGCUGAAAUUGCCUGACACCCAAACUGUGACAGUGCAAGCAGGAGCACCUGGUGCUUUUCCUGCUUUGCUCCACUACUGUGCAUUCCUUUCUUUGCAAGGGAGCAAUGGGACCUGAAGGGCAGUUUCUAGCUUCUGAGUUUUAGGAAAGAAGCAGUUUGGUAGCAGUUAGGACAGUGUUGUUUUGGAGUGUAAGCAUCUGUCAGUUGGCUGCUGAGUUGAGGCUAGUUUUAAAAGGGUCACUGAGCCAGUUGGUGAGAAUCUGGGCCUGUAUCGUCAUGAUUUGGAAAAAGCUCGACCUUCUCAUACUGUGAGUCAGGAUUACGUGACAGUGGUUUUGAUGGUGAAGCUAGUUUAACACAUCCUGUUCUUGCCCUUUCUUCCCGCUCUGUUUCAUGACUGGGCAAUUACAGAUGUUUAUGCAGCUGCAUUAAAUCGGGUCACUGGUCACUAAAAUGAUUCGAGUUAAAAGUCGGCACCCCAAAAGUUAGCAGUAUUGAUGCAACAAAAGGGUUGUGACCUGCGACGGGGAGGGUCGUGAACUGGCUUUGCUACUGAAGCCAAAGUAUCCUGUAACUGCAUGCUCAGUGCAUCAGGCUGUCGCUUUGUUCCACCUUGUCAGUCAAAUAGUAGCCUUGAAAGCAAAAGGGCUCAAGCUUGGUUGUGGUCAGCAGAUCAGAAAAUGCAGUCUCAGAAUUAGACAUAUUCCUUCUUAUAUUAACUGGCGUGCUUUACAGGUAAAAAUAAUAAUUUUCUGUCUGCUGAAUAUGUUCAGUCAAGAAAUCUAAUCAACGUGCAAACUGGCCACUAAAGACUGGAUUUGAAGUUUGUCUGCCAGUGAUGCAUGAAGUAAAACAGAAUAGGGCUAGGCUCUUUGGGAACAACUGAGGGAUAGAUAAGUACAGCUGGCAGGAUGGAAACAUGGAUGAUACACAGCCUUAUCUUGACUGUUGGCUUUCAGGGAGGAGUAGUGUCAUUUGUCCAGCUGCAUCUAGGAGUAUGCAUGUGGCUCUGAUUCAUGUGUUAACUGCAGUCUUUCACUUGUGUUCAUCAUUUAAGUUUUGUACGUGAAAGGUUCCUAAAGCGAGGCUUCUGUCAAGAUAGUUACUGAAAAAUCCAUUCACCAGAAGGAACGAGCAGCUCCCGGGAGCCUGAGAAUAGAGCACUAGAAAGGAGUAACUCUCGUUAACCUACUUGGAGCAAGGGUAUAAUGGCUACAAUGGCCCAGAAGCACUUUCUGGAAGGGCAAACGUACUCAGUCCCCCUGAUCCAACCAGACUUGCGCAGGGAGGAGGCUGUUCCGCAGGUGGCAGAUGCUCUUCAGUAUCUGCAAAAGGUGUCAGCUGAUAUCUUCAACAGGAUCUCUCAGCGGGUGGAGGCCAGCCGGACACAGCUUCAGACAAUCAGUGAGAGAGUCACGCUUGCCCAAGCAAAGAUUGAGAAGAUAAAGGGCAGCAAGAAGGCUAUUAAGGUAUUUUCCAGUGCCAAGUAUCCUGCCCCAGAACGGCUGCAGGAGUAUAGCUCGAUUUUUGCUGGCGCAGAAGACCCAGCUAAACAGAAAUGGCCAAGACAUAAGAUUCAGAGCAAACAUCGAAUGCUGGAUGAGAAAUCUCUGCAGGAGAAGCUCAAGUACUUCCCCGUCUGUGUGAGCACCAAAAUUCACCAGGAGGAUGAUGCAGAAGAAGGUCUCGGCAGCCUCCCCAGGAACAUCAGCUCCCUCAGCUCCCUGCUGCUCUUCAACACUACGGAGAACCUGUACAAGAAGUAUGUCUUCCUGGAUCCUCUGGCUGGAGCAGUGACCAAGACCCAUGUAGCUCUGGAAACAGAGACAGAAGAGAAACUCUUUGAUGCUCCUCUCUCCAUCACCAAAAGGGGACAGCUGGACCGGCAGGUAGCUGAAAACUACUUCUAUGUGCCAGAUUUGGGCCAGGUGCCUGAGAUUGAUGUGCCAUCCUACCUGCCAGACCUGCCUGGCAUUGCUGCAGAUCUCAUGUACAGCGCUGAUCUGGGACCUGGCAUUGCACCGUCUGCCCCAAGCAGUGCUAUUCCAGAGUUGCCCACCUUCAACACCGAGUCAGUGGAGCCUUUGCAACCAGACCUUCAAGAUGCUGGGCUAUUGCCGCCUCCCCCACCGCCGCCUCCCCCACCGCCUCCUGUUAUGCCAACUACUGUGCCUCCUCCACCACCCCUGCCCCAGCCCACAGCGCCUUCUGAACCAGCCCAGCCAGCGAGUGAGGAGAACAGCAAGGCAGUGCCUGCAGCUCUGGUCCAAGGAGCCCCAAAGGAGGUGGUGAACCCCUCUACUGGGCGUGCCAGUCUCUUGGAGUCCAUUCGCCAGGCUGGUGGCAUCGGGAAGGCCAACCUCCGCAGUGUCAAGGAGAGGAAGCUGGAGAAGAAGAAGCAGAAGGAACAAGAACAAGUGAGAGCUACGGGACAAGGUGGAGACUUGAUGUCAGACCUCUUCAACAAACUGGUGCUGAGGCGCAAAGGUAUUUCAGGGAAAGGGCCAGGAGCCUCAGGAAAUCCCGAUGCUCCUGGAAGUCCUGCUGGUGCCUUUGCUCGUAUGUCAGACUCAAUACCACCCCUUCCACCCCCACAGCAGCCCCCGGGUGAGGAAGAUGAGGAUGACUGGGAGUCAUAGAUGGUAUCAGUUGUGCGUAAUCCAUCAGCAUGAGUCCCAUGACUCUUGAACUAAGCACCUCUGAGACAGACUGGCCCAUGGAAAUAUUCCCUGGAGAGUGGGCACUGACAUGGCAGAGGGACCCUGUUAUUUCUUCUUAAAGAUGACCUCGAGCAGCAGGAGCUAACCACUGCUGAAUGCAGUUAUCAAGGAGCGUUACUUCUGCUCUGUUUGCUCUUCCCCACCCCCAGCAUUCCAUCUCAAAUGCUGCUGCUGCUCACACUGGCUCAAUAAAUCCUGCCUUAGCUGGAGGGCAGUGAGGUGGCUUGUGCUCAGAGGAUCAGAACUAGCAUCUCUCCUGAUUUGAGAGGCCUUCAGUCUUUCCUAAUGUGAUGGGUGAUUACUGCAAGAGCAUCUCUUGCAGGCAAACAGCCUUUGCCUCAUCCCUCUCCAUGCUGUUUGCUUGUUGAAGCUCUUGUUUGCUUGGUUGUUGCUGAGUGUGAAUUCUUUUAAGAUAAGCUGGAUGAUGAACAGUGUAUGCAUGUAUGUCUUUCUGCUCCUUCAUUUGGGGGGGGAUCUAAUUACUGGUGCCCCAGCCCUUAAGAGUCUUCGUACUUGGCUUAUGGCAGUUCUCUGCUGGUUGGUUUCUGAAAAAAAUUGCAAUAAACGCAAGGAAGCCGG